Messenger RNA from Striga hermonthica, 2598 nucleotides. The record is from the annotation of a GenBank genome assembly. NCBI's taxonomy places the organism in Eukaryota, Viridiplantae, Streptophyta, Magnoliopsida, Lamiales, Orobanchaceae.
AUGUUCAAGAGAAGUGAGAAAAAGAUCAAAGCAGUCUUCAAGAUGCAAUUUCAGGCAACACAGGUGCCGCAGCUGAAAUCGAAAAAGCUGAUGAUCUCUCUAGUCCCGGUAGAUGUAGGAAAACCGACGGUCAGGCUAGCGAAAGUGCCGAUUGUCGAAGGAACCUGCACGUGGGAAAGCCCGGUUUAUGAAACAGUGAAGUUAGUCCAGGAGAUUAAAACAGGACGAAUCAGAGAAAAAUUUUACUAUGUGAUUGUGUCGACAGGGUCGUCAAAAGCCGGCUUUUUGGGAGAGGUUUCGCUCGAUUUUGCAGAUCUAGCAGAGGCUACCAAACCAUUGAAUUUAACUCUGCCUUUACAGACGUCGAAAUCUGGUGCAAUAUUACAUGUCACAGUUCAGAGGAUGCAAGGACGUCUUGAUUCAAGACAUGAUGAUGAUAGUGAAGCACCAGAGGCAGAGGAUGAAUCAAAUGAUCGAAACAUGGAUUCCUAUAGUUUUGACAAGAGAAACCCGAAAUCUCCUAAUAGUGAUGACUUGAGUGAAGCGUCAACUCCGCAUGAAGAACAAAAUGGAAGCUUAGAAGAUGGUUUAUCAGAUCACAACUAUGCCGAAUCGAGAGAUGGAGUAAGAGAAACUUCGAAUAAUAAUACUUCAGGAAGGUUGACCAAUCAAAUGAAGAUGCUCGAACGGAAGGCAGAACUUGCAGAGUUGGAAGUGCACUCCCUACGCAAGCAAAUUAUGAAGGAAACACAAAGAGGGCAACAAUUGGCUGAGCAAAUUGUUCGUCUAAAAGAGGAAAAAGAUGCCCUUAGAGCAGAAUGUGAAAGUGUCAAAUCCUCAACAGCAACCAAGAAUGAGGAGGAAGCAUUUUCUGCUCCUACACAAAAAGAGAUAGGAAAACUGACGAGCUCGCUCGACAAUGUCAAGCAAGAGCUCCAACGUCAGAGAGAUUUGAAUAAGAAAUUGAAGUCACAACUACAAAAAGCAGAAGAUUCAAAUUCAGAAUUUGUUCUUGCAAUGAGAGAUCUCAGCAAAAAAUUGGACCAGAAAAAUACGGAAAUAUCGCGACUCUCCAGCAAAAUUAAGUCCCUCCACAGUGGAUCAGAUGCCUUGUUUGAAGCAUCACCCAGAACAAAUGGGAGCUUUAAUGAGGAUAGCAGAGCUUCGGAUGAUUCGGCCAGCAAAGGUGGCAAUAUUGAUGAAUUAGAAAAGUUGAAGCAGAAAAUUGACGACCUCUAUUCGGAAUUAGAAGUUCACAAGAAAGAGAAAGCAGAGAUACAAAUGGAUCUAGAGAGGCUUGCUCUGGAUUACGAAAAUUUAGAGAUAGAGAACAAGGACAUAAGCUCCAAAAUAGAGCAAAAUGAAAAGGAAAAGAUGGAAAUUCAGCAAAGUUAUACUGAAUCUUUGGCUACAGAGAAAACCCUUAAACUCCAGGUAGCAAGCUUGGAGAAAGAAAACAAAAGGAAGUCACUUCAAUACUCGGAAUCUCUGGAUAUGAUUGAUGAGCUCGAGUUCCAGGUCGAGAGCCUGCAGAAAGAGCUGGAAAGCCAGGCACAGGUUUUUGAGGACGGUCUUCAAGCAUUAACAGAAGCAAAAAAUGAGCAGGAACAAAAGGCCAUUAGAGCCGAGGAAGCUUUAAGAAAAGCAAGGAUGAGCAAUAAAAAUGUAACCGAGCGACUUCAGGAGGAAUUCACUCAGAUUUCUGCUGAGAUGUCACUGAAAAUCGAGGAGAACGAGAUUCUAGCACAGGAAGCUAUUAAAGGAGCUAAUGAUUUGCGCCAGAAGAAUGAAGUUCUAGAAGAAGAUCUCCAGAAAGCGAAAGAAGAACUUCGAAUAAUGAAAGACCAGUACGAAACAAUACUUCGAGAGCGCCAGGAGCAAAAUGAUUCAAUUGCUGGAACCAGCAAACAGUCUGAAACAAUGGAAGAAUCAGAGACAUUCCAGAGAUGGAAAUCAGAGAAAGAUGAUCUGGAGAGAAGACUAGCUUCAGUGAGGAUAGAAGCAGAAAACUUGAUGCAGGAAAAUGUUUCCAUGAAGUCUCAGGUAGAUCUGAAAAAAACAAAAGAAGAUAACUUGCUUUUAGAAGUGAAAAAACUAAGAGUCAAGAACAAUGAAGUCAGAAGUCUUAUGCUCGAAGUACAGUUGGAGAAUGAAGGCCUGAAGAAAGAGGUGUCCAAAUUGCAGGAGAGCUUACACAAGCAGGAACAGGAAAAGGAGAGAGCUGCAAAACAAAGAUCUUUUACUUCACCACUGAAGGAAAAGAGUAUUAAAUACAAUACCGAAGAAGAGUGGAACAGUGUGGAAAGAGAUUGCGUACAGGCUGUCCCUGCGAAUCAAUUGCAACAGGAGACUAUGCCAGCAGACCAUACUGGAAAGUAUGCUUUACAAAAGAGUGAGCAGUCUGAAUGUAGUUGUGAUGGUUCCAGCUUGUUAAGCGAAGUAGCAUCCUUGAAGGAAAGAAAUAAAAGCAUGGAAGACGAAUUGAAAGAAAUGCGUGACAGAUAUUCAGAAAUAAGUCUCAGAUUUGCAGAGGUAGAAGGUGAAAGGCAACAACUUGUCAUGGCCGUUCGUAAUCUGAAAAGUGGAAAAAAAAACUAG